This is a messenger RNA of Acyrthosiphon pisum (pea aphid), 992 nucleotides long. RefSeq names its product cuticular protein 70 (gene cp70). The transcript is spliced from 4 exons. NCBI's taxonomy places the organism in Eukaryota, Metazoa, Arthropoda, Insecta, Hemiptera, Aphididae. The record is from RefSeq and is a predicted model, not a curated record. Gene Ontology annotation, cellular component: extracellular matrix. Bases 192 to 545 code for a protein of 117 amino acids.
ACUGCGCGGAACGACGUAGUUAUAUAUAGCGUUGAUCGUAGAACAAAAUACAAUAGAUUCUCGCCAUCAAUCGAUCUAGAACGUGUUACAGUUCUUAGCCGUUUUUUGAUCGUCCUCUACACGAUAGUAUAAUAUUAUUAUAAUUACCUAUAGGUACAGUGGGUUCUUGUUUUUUUUCAACGUCAAGAAAAAUGUUGUCCAAGGUUAUUGUUGGUUCUUGCGUCCUGCUGUACGUCAGUUUUACGGUCCAAUCGUAUCCUCAAGGUUACGGCGGCGGUGGCGGACACGACGACGACGACCACGUGGACUACUAUGCUCAUCCAAAGUACUCUUACAAGUACGGUGUACAAGAUCCGCAUACCGGCGACUACAAGACCGCGCACGAGUACAGAGAUGGUGACGUGGUGAAGGGGUCGUACAGCGUGCAUGAUCCCGAUGGUACACUGAGGACUGUCGAGUACGUGGCCGACAAGGAAAACGGUUUUAACGCGAUCGUCCACAAGAGUGGCCACGCCAACCAUCCAGACCACUACGAACACUAUUAAACAGUCAAAUGUGAUGAUUACGCAAUGAUUUACUUCGAGGUAAUUAUAUAUGGCUUAUAACUUCCUAUGACUAUACUCAUAUUCCAACAAUAAGGACACAGGAAAACAUAUAGAUAACAAUCUAGUCCUUAAUUUAAUUGCUUUGACUUAUUUGUCAGCACAAUUAUCACACAUAUUAUACUUUUAUAUUAUACAUAUUACAAUCAUUACUAUUAUAUUAUUAUUUUUAUAUUAUUUAUAUUUUUUUUUUACAUAAUAUAAGUUAUAACUUAUGUAUAAUGACGGUAUGUUAUAGUGUUGCUAUGUUAGUUUAGUACAUACCGUUAUUGUUACUAUACAGUAUAUUAUUCUAUAUUAUAUCGUAUUACCGUUAGUAUAAUGUAAUAAUACUUCUUGUAUUUAUAAUGGCUGAUAUACAGGUAAUAUACCAAUAUUGUAAUUAAUAUA